AUGACCCCGCGCGUGGACGGCAGCUUCUUGCCCGCCCACCCCGCCUUGCUCUUGAGGGAUGGCCGCUUUAACAGGGUCAGCCUUAUAUCGGGGGUCAACCAAGAAGGAGCUUUGCCCGCCCUCGCCACACUCGAGACGCCCUUCCUGAAGAAGGCGCUGACGGAGAGGUUCCCGGAGGUGGGUCCGGUCAUCCUGAACGUGCAGGAGGAGAAGAACGCCGUCCUCUUGGCUCGCCAGGCCUUCAGCGCCUACCUGCCGCAGUAUAGGGUGAAUGAGGACACUGUUGGGGAUUUUGCCAAGCUCUUGGGUGACGAAGCGUUCCGAAUCCCGCAUCGAGAAGUGGUUCGGCUUCACAGCAUGGCCGGGGGUCUCGUGUUCGCCUACGAGCUGAAGCACCGAGGCCUCCAGAGUCUCACGGACAUCUUCAACACGUCCGCCGGGGAUUCGUGGGUGAGCAACGGCGACGACCUCCAGUACCUGUUCAACGGCACGACCUUCCCGCCCCUGAAGAACCUGGACGACCGGCGCCUCAGUGACCUCAUGGUGAUCAUGUGGACGAACUUCGCGGCCACGAGGUACCCAACACCCGACUCCUCCCUUGGCUUCUGGUGGACUCCUGUGGGUUUUUCCUCUCCCAUGCACUACCUCUGCCUCACGCCCACGCCCACGAUGGCCUGGGAUGGGCGUAGUCCGAAAUUAUUAUAUAGAGAAGUUACUCUCAUUAUUCAGAGAAGGUAUAUAAAAACCUACAGUCCAACUCUUACUCCAUUGUUAUUGAAUGAUUCCGUAAAACCGAAACUCCAUGCUGCCAAGAUCCAGAACCCAAUUCCUUGA
Penaeus vannamei (Pacific white shrimp) is the source of this 834-nucleotide messenger RNA. Lineage: Eukaryota; Metazoa; Arthropoda; Malacostraca; Decapoda; Penaeidae. The record is from RefSeq and is a predicted model, not a curated record.